AUGGCGUUGGUGAAUAUGCCCGACGGCGACGGGGCGGAAGCUCAGGAGGCCCAGGAGGCCCAGGAGGCCCCUGAGGCCCAGGAGCCUGAGAAUGGAAAGAAGAAGAAAAAGGAGAAGAAGGAGAAGAAGGCCGAAGUCGUCAAAGACGAGAAGAUGGGCCAAGUGAAAGACGAGGAUCUCGACUGGAUUUGGAUCGGUGGCGCAGAGGACGCGCGAGACCGGGAAGCCCUCGAGCGUGCCAAUAUCCGGUCUGCAUCUCGGAGCGCUUGGACCUUUGAGCUGAUUAGCUGGGCUUGA
Messenger RNA from Symbiodinium necroappetens, 297 nucleotides. The record is from the annotation of a GenBank genome assembly. Lineage: Eukaryota; Dinophyceae; Suessiales; Symbiodiniaceae.